AUGACGUCAUCUACAUUCCAAACAGUAGUUCCACCUACCGAAGUAACGCUAGGAAGCACCAAAUGGAUGGCGGUAUUCGGUUUCGGCAUCAUUUUUGUACUCGGCCUCAUAUUCAACAUCAUGAGCAUCAUCGUCCUCAGGUGUGCCUCCUUCAGGAAGAGUUCGAUAUCAUUUAGUUUGACCGCUCUUUCUUGCAUCUACAUCAUCCUACUGAUCUGCGGAUGUUUCAGGCAGUGGUUGUUGUACGUCACACCGAGCCAGGUAGAUAUAAGAAGUGCACAGGGCUUCUGCCAGGUCGGCAUAUUCGGGACGUACUUUUUGGGGCAUAUGGCGAGUUGGACACUCUCGUUGAUUGUUCUGGAGAGAGUUUUCAUUGUUUGGUUCCCUUUCGUGGCCAGGGCUGUCUGCUCGAAGAAGAGGAUUAAGAUCGUCUGGUCGAUCAUGACUCUCACGCUCGUUUGCAUCAAUUUCUUUCUCUUACUCGCAUUCGAUUACGAUUAUUUGAAGGAAAACCCGGUGGAUUAUGAGAACCUGACGUACAUAGGGGAAGUGAGACCGCAGCACCCAUCAGCGACAGACUCUUCAGAUAAACCGGCAGAAAUUAUAGAAUCAAAAAUUUGCUACGUGAAACCUAGGUUCGAUUAUUUCUACAACUACGUCUGGCCCCAAAUCGACAUACUUUUACUAACCGUCAUCCCGUUCGUCGUGCUCUUCUCCGGAAACACCGCCAUUUUGGUCGCCAUAUUUCGCGCGAAUGGUUUUCGAAAGCGCGCCUCAAAUUUCCAAACGAACGCGGUGAAUAAAAAUAAUCGUUACAACAACAACAACAGCAGCACAGAAAACGUUGGAGCAUGUCACAAAUUUGGCAGAAGAUUGAGCAACGAGGAGAAGAACCCGGCUUCGAAUCCAUCUUCAGCGACGUUAAUGCUACUGGGACUGAGUUUUGUACACUUGCUACUGACUCUGCCCAGUGGGAUAUACUUCGCAGUCGUUGACGGCUUGUUCCGGUUGUAUGACAGUCCGGAGUUUGCUGGCAGAAUGGAGUUAUUCUUCGUAGCAUCGAUGCUCCUCUUCUAUUUAAACGAUUCCGUCAAUUUUUUCGUUUAUUACAUAACAGGGAGCAAAUUUAGGGAAACUUUCAAGGCCAGAUUUACGUGGAGAGAGUCGAAGAGUAGCAGAGUGGAAAAGUUGACAGCAAGUAAUGGCAACCUACUGUCUGCCAAAAAGAACCAUCUACAAACACAAAUCAAAUCAAAAAAACAUGAUACUGACAGGUUGAAUAUACCUUUUAUUGUGGCAACAUGUAACGUUGUACCUGAUUAG
Molecule: messenger RNA, 1323 nt
Organism: Helobdella robusta
Lineage: Eukaryota; Metazoa; Annelida; Clitellata; Rhynchobdellida; Glossiphoniidae
Exons: 3
Coding region: 1-1323 (440 amino acids)
Biological process (GO): G protein-coupled receptor signaling pathway
Cellular component (GO): plasma membrane
Molecular function (GO): G protein-coupled receptor activity
Source: RefSeq, a predicted model, not a curated record